AUGGUCUCUAAAACUUCCAAAAUUAUCAAAUCACGAAGAAAAUGGAAACGUAGCUACAGCUCUUUGUUACCCUUGACAAAGAGUCAGGAUGCGGGUGCUGGUGUUCUUGCGACAGAAAAAGUUAAAAGUUUUGAUCAAGAAGAUGAAUUAGAUUCAAUGCAUGAAUAUCAAUUUACAGAAACAUGA
Molecule: messenger RNA, 186 nt
Organism: Entrophospora candida
Lineage: Eukaryota; Fungi; Glomeromycota; Glomeromycetes; Entrophosporales; Entrophosporaceae
Source: the annotation of a GenBank genome assembly